Messenger RNA from Labrus bergylta (ballan wrasse), 3480 nucleotides. The record is from RefSeq and is a predicted model, not a curated record. Lineage: Eukaryota; Metazoa; Chordata; Actinopteri; Labriformes; Labridae.
CGCUUGCUCUCACGCGCUGUUGCAUCGUCCUCGCGGCUUCAUCAAUUUACAGUUUUACUGAAAGACUUUUGACGCCAAAUCGAAGGAGAUCCAAUUUAUUCUCCCUCCAGCUCCUUCAUUGUCAAGCAAAAACAAGACGUAGCUUCUUGUUUGGAGAUUUUUAAUCACCAACUUUCACCUCGAUAUUUUGCAGGAAGAGCGGGAAACACAGCGCUGAGGCUGGACUGACCACAACCAAACAAUUUCAUUUAGUAGGUUGCUUGAUUUUGACAGCGGACUGCUCGAGGCCCCCCCCCUCCCCGCUGUCAGUAUGAGCGCGUGCAGCAGGAAAGCUCUGACUUUGCUGAGCAGCGUCUUUGCAAUCAGCGGCCUGGGGCUGCUGGGAGUUGCGGUCAGUACUGACUACUGGCUGUACCUGGAGGAGGGCAUCAUUAUGCCUCUAAACCAGAGCACCGUCAUCAAGACCUCCCUGCACUCCGGCCUCUGGAGAGUCUGCUUUCUUACAGGUGAGGAGUCUGGCCGUUGCUUCACCAUCGCCUACAUCAUGCCAAUAAACGUCCAGCUGACGUCAGAGUCCACAGUCAACAUGCUCAAGAUGAUCCGCUCGACCACUCCGUUCCCUCUGGUCAGCCUCUUCUUCAUGUUCAUCGGCUUCGUCACCAACAACAUCGGGCACGUUCGGCCUCACCGCACCAUCCUGGCGUUUGUCUCUGGAAUCUUCUUCAUCCUCUCAGGUACGUCUGGCUCUGGUGUUGGUCUUGUGCUUUACAUCUCCAGUAUAAACGAUGAAAUGCUGAACAGGACGAAGAGCAGUGAGGCUUAUGUUAGCUACAAGUACGGCUGGUCCUUUGCCUUUGCCGCCAUCUCUUUCCUGCUCACUGAGAGUGCGGGUGUCAUGUCCGUCUACCUGUUCAUGAAGCGUUACACAUCAGAGCAGAUCUACCAGACUCGACACCCCAGCUUCUACCGGCCUCGCCUCAGUAACUGCUCCGACCACUCGGGUCAGUACCUCCACCCUGAGGCCUGGUCCCGAGGGCGAAGUCCCUCCGACAUCUCUAGUGAUGCUUCGCUCCAGAUGAGCAGCAGCUACCCCACUCUCCUCAAAUGUCCCGACUACGACCAGGUGUCCUCUUCGCCCUGCUGAGGGGUCGCAGAGGUCACCUGAAGAGGUCACUGCAGGAUCACAGAGGCCUGCUGCGGACUGCAGUUUUCUUUUAAGAAAAAAAGUACAGCUUAGAUACUUAACCUUAGCUUUAAUGAUUUACACAUGUGCAGCUGUGGCUUCACCGUGGCCUAAUGACUCUGAAAAUAAGUCCAGCUGAGCCGUUGUUGCUGUUUCUAGAGUCAGAGAUGUUUUUUGGAUUUGAAUUGGUUGUUGCUGUAGCAGAAUCAACAUAUCGUCUAGUUAGAGGCAAGCUUUCCAUUCAAUACAGGGGCCAAAAAAAUAUAUCUAAAAAAAAGAGAGAAGACCUAAACAGAUCUGUAUCAGUGUAUCUGCAGCUACAGUUUUCCACAAACUGAAGCUAGUGAGCUUUCCAAACAAGAUGGUUCAGGAUGACAACACUGCAUUGUUCACCAAUAAUUUGUGAACAGCACCUACAAUUGUGUGUGUGUGUGUGUGUGUGUGUGUGUGUGUGUGUGUGUGUGUGUGUGUGUGUGUGUGUGUGUGUGUGUGGGAGGGGGGCUUUAUCAGGUUUCCUGUUUGUCAAAAGAUGCCUUCACUAGUUUUGUAAACCUAUACACCACCGAGAAUGAUUCUGUAGGAAACGAGGCUUGACCUUAAAAACGACAGCCUUAAAGGUGUUCAUAAAAUGUGAAGCGAUUGUGCAGGUAGUCGCAGGACUUUUUGGUGUAAAAAAAAAGUGAUGUGCCUCUCAGUAGGGGACAUCUCCUGCCUCCUGCAAUCAAAUGGCAUUGCUUGUCCUGUGACACAAUAUAGUUGUAUGCAUCAUUGGAAACAUAUGAAUAUAAUAAAUUAAGCAAGGAUCCACACCGGUGUCACUCUAACCAGCUAUUUUAGUCAGUAUCAGUGAUUACACAAUAAAAGCAUCUGUAUUUUAGAAAAGUUGUACCAUGCUACAUGCUUUUCUCCCAUAAGCAAAGGUAUGUAACAAGUGAUGCAAUGGAAGGACAGAGGAAAGAGACUCAAGACUCCUGUCAAAAAGCAUCCGUCCUGCUGUUGUGUUUUUCUUCUAUUGAGAGGUGUUGUUUUGUCUCAAACAUCUGACUCUGUAGGCAAGAAGAAAACCCUUCUACAUGAUGUCCAGAACAGCAAAACAUGAUGAAAUGUUCAUAUUUGUGUGUCAUCAAAUAAUAAUUUCUCUGGUCCCUGCGGCGACCCAUCCACUUGAAAACACGCAGACUGAACCAGCUGAGAUCACACACAUUUGUUUUGCUGUUACUUGAAUUCAUGUAAAAAUGUAAAGUCAAUGAGGAUGCUUCUUUCUGAAUGACAUUUCUCAUGUAGCUACACUGAAGACUAAUCAUCUGAAAAAUCAUUUUUUUCACACAGUAAUUCAUCUUGUAUCCACUAGGGGGCAGUGCUUGGCCUUUUUUGUGUUGAGGCAGAAUUGUAUCUUAACAUGUCAGCUUGUUGAACAGCUUUUGAGCUACUUUGGAACAUUUGUCUUCUAAAGGUUAAAUCUGUAAGAUAUCUACUGAAAGAAAUCAUAGUGACCUAACUAUAUGACAGACAUUAAGGAAACAUGCUGUGUUAAAGUGCUGACUUCUCUGACAACAAUGCAGCAGCCAGUGUAUUCUCCUUCUAGGUUUAGAUUCUGAUCCUGAAUGAUCUGUUUUUGAUUGGACUGAGAAUGUAGGCGGUUUUAAAGCACCCCCUCACGGCCGUUUUGGACGCCCCUCAGUUUCCAGGCAAAACGAACAGGUGUUGCAGUGAUGAGGGGGCGAGUGAACUGGUUCAGAACUGAUUCCAUUUUUUCUAAUAAGAUGGAGAGAGGUUAGAACGCAGAAAGGUUUCCAGACUGAUGCGGAGCCGUUACAUAUUGCUCCUUUACAUUUGUUAACUUAUUUACUUUUUGAUAAGUUGUUUGUGUGUGAAAUGAAGGCUGCAAUUAUUUUCAUUUUCAGUUACUUUGCGGUUUACUUCUGUGGUUCAUCUAUUAGUCGAGUAGUCUUUUGUGAAAUUAAGAUGAUUCAAGAUUUCUUAAUGAAUGCUAAUCAUACAUCUCUGUAUAAAGUGUAUAAAUUGACCACCUUUUCAAGACUUAUUUACUUUUUAUUUUAUGAUUGUUUAUUCAGACUGUUUUCCUUUAAAUGAACUUUUUAUAAUCAUUAUGUAAAGACAAUACGAAAUGCUGACCCAUACUGUCCUGCUUUAUGCUGAUUCAUUCAUUUAAUCAUACAACGCCUGGGUCUAACCGGCUUUCAUCAGGUACUAAGAUGGAAACGUUUGAAUAAAUAAACGUAUCAGCAUGAAGUGACACAGUGUGCAGGAGCCUUUCUCAUUGUCUUUAAGUUUGA